Molecule: messenger RNA, 4690 nt
Organism: Phascolarctos cinereus (koala)
Lineage: Eukaryota; Metazoa; Chordata; Mammalia; Diprotodontia; Phascolarctidae
Gene: FKTN
Product: fukutin
Cellular component (GO): Golgi membrane
Source: RefSeq, a predicted model, not a curated record
CGACCUGCGGGGCCUCCUCGCCUGGGGCGUCCGUUUUUCUCUUCAGCGCUCCCGUGGGCCUCUGGUACUUGACUUCGAGGAUGUCCAAGCGCGCGGGGGAUGGGAGGACGGGAUCCCCUGGGCCUCGCCGCCCCUAGCCCCCCGCCUUAAUGCCCCAGGGCAGGCCCAGCUCCCGAGGUGCUCCUCUGUCCGUGUGUCCGCUCCUCUGCACAUACCUCGGGCUCGUCCCCUUGUGUCCCUCCCCCCGUUCUUCCUCCCUUUCCCCUUCUCCCCUUCGGCCCCUCCUGCUCCUUCCACCUCGCCUUUUUAAUAACUCAGGUUUAUCCAGCGCUUGGAGAUCAGACAUUCAUUACAGCCUUCUAAGGGGGGGGCAAGGAUGGGGGGACGGCUACUGUCAUCUCUACACCUGAGGAAAUGAUGAGACUUUGGGUUCCCCCUCCACUUCCACACACACUCCCUUUUUGUUUUGUUUUUAGUUAGAAAAAAUACAUUUAAAAAUUGUCCACCCAAGCCCUCUUCUGACGUCUCUUUGUGGUUCGGCUGUGACCACUGGCCCCAAAGUGAGGUACAAGCGCUGGAAAAUACUCCAGCUGGAAAAACCUGGAGGAUAAUUUCCGGCACCAGACUGGCUGCUGGCUGAGGACAGGUCUAGAAAUGUAUGAGGAGGAGCCUCACCACGUGAUGAAUGCUUUUUCCGGGCAAUGACGUAAAGAAAAAAAUAUUAAAUGGCUCUCCUUCCUGGGCGGUCUUCCUUUGGCUGCUGCGGUCGCAGAGUGGUAGAAAGGGGAGCAAGGGCUGCUAUUUAAACCUAAUGUAAAUAUUAAUUUUUGUGCUGUACACGUGAGAUCCUUCUCCAGCAACUGGCAAGUGGACAUACUGCUGGAAGAACUAAACCAUGGCAAUAUUAACGUCCUUACUGUAAAUGAAGGCAGAAAAUAUGAAGAAAUUGGAGCUGAAGAAUUAAAUGAGAUAGGCUCUUGCCUUCAAGGAGUUUUACUGUUGGGGUUAGGGUUCAAACAUAUUCGUAGAAAGCAAGACUGUCGACUAAUACAAAAUGAUGAAAAAGAUUGAAUUAUUUUCGAAUGACAACCCAAUGAACCCUGAAGACAAAUGAGUAAAAUCAAUAAAAACGUGAUUUUGGCUCUCUUAACUCUGACAAGUUCAGUGUUUCUGCUAUUUCAGUUAUACUACUACAAGCACUACUUAUCUCCAAAGAAUGGAGCUGUUUUAUCAGGAGCCAAAGGAAGUAAAGUUGGACACAAUAAUGCACAAUGGCGUGCAGUUAAGAAAUUUCUUAAGCUAGUAUCAAGCCAAGAUAUGCCAGUGUUUCUUAUUGAUCCUUUGGUUCUGGAAGUGAUUAAUAAAGAUUUUGAACAGGUUAAAAACUCUUCUUAUGGCAGUGUCUCAGAAUGCAAGUAUUUAUGUGUGAAAAGAGACUUUACUACAUUUGCACUACUGGACCAUCUAUUGAAAAAUGAGGAGAACUGGUUUCAAAUAGCUGAGAGAAUGGGAUUCCAGUGCCUAAAGAUUCAGAGCAAAGAUCCCCGCCUAGAUGGAAUAGAUUACCUGUCAGGAACUGACAUCCCCGUGCACUAUAUCCUCAAACUAGCAACUCAUGCCAUUCAUCUGGUGAUCUUCUAUGAAAGAAGUGGCCACUACCUCUGGCAUGGACAGUUACGACUUAAAGGACAUUCCGACAGAAAGUUUGUGCCUUUUCGGAAGUUGCAGUAUGGUCGUUAUCCAGGAGCUUUUGACUGGCCAGAAUUACUACAAGUUUCUGUUGAUGGACUUGAAGUACAGAUUCCAAAGGACCUUAACAGCUUUCUACAAGAAGUAUCACACUCUAGGUUUAUUGAAUGUAGGUUUAAAGAAGCGCGCGCUUUCUUUCAGAAGUACCAUGAUGACAUCUCUGUGGAGGCAGUGCUGUUUCAGAAGAGUGCAAAAAUGUUGUUACACCUGGCAGCUGCUGUAUUAAAGGAUUUGGGAGUCCAGUUUUGGCUCAGCAGUGGAACCUGUCUCGGCUGGUAUCGGCAGUGCAAUAUUAUUCCUUACAGCAAAGAUGUGGAUUUGGGGAUUUUUAUACAAGAUUACACAUCAGAUAUAAUUACAGCUUUUCAGAGUGUAGGAUUUUCACUAAAACACAAGUUUGGAAAGGUAGAAGACAGUUUGGAGCUAUCUUUCCUUGGAAAAGAUGAUGUGAAGCUUGAUAUUUUUUUCUUCUAUGAAGAGACUGAUCACAUGUGGAAUGGAGGCACUCAGGCCAAAUCAGGGAAAAAAUUUAAGUAUGAAUUGUACCUGUUUCCUAAAUUUACACUGUGUUGGGCUGAAUUUGUAGAAAUAAAGGUCCGUGUACCCUGUGAAACUAUCAACUACAUUGAAGCCAACUAUGGCAAGACCUGGAUGAUUCCUGUGAAGACCUGGGACUGGAAGAGCUCCCCACCUAAUGUGCAGCCCAAUGGGGUCUGGCCUGUGGCUGAAUGGGAUGAUGUUAUUCAACUAUACUAAGCCAUUGAACUUACUAAACAAGAUAUUUCUCCUUGUCAAAGUUCUUAAAUUUAAAAUUUUUUUGUUGUAAAAAUUACUGAGUUUUUGUCAAAUAUUCUUACUUAAAUGGAAGGAGGAAAAAAAGGUUCAGAUGAAAAAAAAUAUUUUUUAAAGCACCCCAGAUCGGUAGCCAGCUGACUUGGUGUCUAUUUAUCAUCUCAUUAGAUUUAUUCUUUAAGAUUAAAGGAUCAGAGAUAAUGAUCAGGAAGUAAAAUUUUUAGGUGUUAUAAAGUAGCAAGCAUUGGACAGCUACAUCUCAGAAGACCUAUUCAGACCAAAAGAAGCCAAAAGCUUGUUCCUAGCCCAAUAGAUUAGGUAGCUUCAUAGAUGUCUAACCUCAUGUUUUUAAAACCUUAGGUGUUUCUGUGAUGACUAAGGUGAGUGAAAAUAAUAGAGGAAUAUCACCCUCUCUACUCCCCAACUAUUCAGCUACAAGAUAAAAAGAUCAGAUCACUGACCUUUACUGAAAAUAGGCACGAUAUCCACAAAGUCCAGUUUUCCUUAUUUUAGUCUCUAACUAUCUAAAUGAAGGAAACAUAAGAACUGUUGUUUGUAUUUUUAAAAACUAUGGUCAAUCCAGUGCUGGUAAUCCUCAAAAACACCUUUAAUUUUUAAGUAUACUUCCAUUUGGCUGUGACUUUCUUAUAAUUCUGGAGUACAAUUCAGUUAAAAUUGAAUGAAAGUGGAUUCAUGUACUAGUAAAUCAGUCCCUUUCUCCUCCAUUUCUUAGUUUAGUAGUUUUCUAGCUUUCAGUUAAGAGCUCUAGUUUUUGAUUAUAUUUCACAGAUUCCCUUCCCUCUUAACCUUUUUCAGAUGGUUUUCUGUUUUAUCUACUCAUAAAUUAUGCAUAUUGUCUGUUCUUUACUGACCUUCCAGGAGAAACCUGCCACUUUUAUGCCAGUCAUCUAGAUGUUCAGGUCCCAGUUUUCCCCCAUUUAUUGUGUUUCCCCACAAUGACUUGACAACUCUUCUUCUGUUCCCAGGAUGUCUCACUCUAUCCAUCACAUUCCUGCAGCUAACUCUCCUGAUGUGGACCCAUACUUAGCCAAAAGCAGAAAUAAUAGGAGAUUUGGAUGGCAGAGUUGUUCUUUACCUAAGUUGUUUUAAUUAUCUAGACUUUUUUUUGUUGGUGAUAUUGGUUCUUAAAUCCAACAUGUAUGCUAAUUCUAUUAGUGCCAGUAGUUGAAAAUUGAUUAUAUUAGUUCCAACUUGCAUCCUCAAACCAGUUUUUACAUUCCUUACAUUUGCUUCAUGCCCUCACCCUUGCCUUCCUCACAAAUAAUUGGCAGGUGGAUACAUAGGUUUGUAAGAAGCAGAGAGGAAAAGAAAAAGAAGAAGAAGUGAGAGAGGGAGAAGAGGAAAGAAAGGAAGAUUUCCCCCUUCACUUUCUCCCCCUCCCUAAUCCAUCCAAUUUUAUCUAGAUAAACUAGGGGAUAGUCAGACUACAACACAAGGCUGAAAUCCUAAUUUAACAGUAUUUUUCUAAGUCAGUAUCAGUAAUUCAGUUGGUAAUGCUUUUGGCAAAGGACCAGCCCCAAGUAGAAAGCAUGGGUUUUCAGAGGUGGCCUAUUUUUGCUUUGGUCAUAUCCUUUUUUCAGACUUUUUGCUAAGAUUAUCCUCUCUUCAUGAAAUGCAGAUUGAUCAAGUUAUCCUAGUUGAUAGCUAGUUCUGUAACUGUUUUCAUGAGUGGUAAAAACUUUUGUAUUUCUAAUAUGAAAGAAUUUACAAUCUUACCUUUAAAAAAAAAGGACUUUAGACUCUCCAUAUGACUAAUUCAGAGCUUUGUUAAUAUUUAAUUAUAUUUUCUUUUCUGACAGCCCCACAACCGAAAGAUAACAGCUCUAGCCAUGCGGUGAAAUACUUACCUUAUGUCACAGAAGUGGCCUAGUAUUUCCCUACUAGAACUAGAUAAAAAGUGAAAUGUUUAAAUAUAAACACACAUAUGUAUAUAUUUAGAAUGAAGUAGGGUUUUUAACCAUGUACAGAAUUCAGUGUUUAUUUACUAAUUAUUUCAUUUUGUUAUAAAGUCUGUGGAUAUUCUGUUGUAUUAAUUGAUGUUUAUUUCUACUGAAAACAUUAUAUUGUGGUUUUGCACAGAAUUUUAAUAUAUGUUGUGUUGAAUGAUGAAUAAAAAUUUUCCAAUAUA